GCUUAUAAGUGCUUUGGAGUUCGCAUUUAUCGACAGCAGCAUCAUGGAAGCGAAAGUGCUUAUCUGCAUUCUUGUUUUCCUUCUUGGAGUAAGUCACUCCGCUCGAGGCAUUGCAGACAAAUGUAGAAAGCAAAGGCAAAAGUGCCCUGACAAACACACUGCGCUAAGAAGAUACUUCUUCGAUCAGACAAAAGAGCGUUGUUCCUCUUUCUUCGCUUGUCCUGGAGAGGGAGACAACUUCUACCCAAUGAUGAAGGAUUGCGUCAAAGACUGCAGGCCAAAACAACGCCAACCAAAGUGUUUCGAGAAAGAGCUAACAACAUGCAGAGGAGAUACGCCCGGCAAGACAGCAUGGACGCACGUUCGGCAAACGAAGCAAUGUAAAGAAGUUGGAAAUGCUUGCGGUGACACCACCAAAAACAAGUUCACCUCAAAGGAUGAGUGCGAAGCAGAAUGCUUUGGUUUCACCAAGAAAGGCCUGCAAAAGAAGUUUAAACCCAAACCCCAAAACAAGAGGGGUGAAUGAAGAAGGAUACUGUGUAUUCCCUCCGAGGAACCAUGAACAGGAGUCACGCACUAAACUUCCUCUGAGUGUAAACUUUUCAAUGUAUUCUUUCCUUUCUUGCUGUACUUUGAAUUACCUGCCGUCAGCCCUGAAUAAAGGUGUGCGUAGAACCUCCA
This is a messenger RNA of Ornithodoros turicata, 681 nucleotides long. RefSeq lists its product as uncharacterized. Gene Ontology annotation, molecular function: serine-type endopeptidase inhibitor activity. The record is from RefSeq and is a predicted model, not a curated record. The transcript is spliced from 4 exons. NCBI's taxonomy places the organism in Eukaryota, Metazoa, Arthropoda, Arachnida, Ixodida, Argasidae. The coding region runs from base 44 to 526 and encodes 160 amino acids.